AGUUUAAAUCUAGAGAGAAAAUAUCUGUGAGGUGACAGUGUCCUACUUGAAGGAACAGAGACGCAGCGAUGGAGUUUUUCUCGGUGUUUGUCUUCGCUCUUUCGGGCUGUUUUGUCAGUGCUGAGAUUCCUCAUGAUGGAAUACACUGGACAUACACAGAGGGAGCUCUGGACCAGAUGCACUGGCCAAACAAGUACCCCGCAUGUGGCGGUAAGAAACAGUCCCCGAUUGACAUCCAGCGGCGUAACGUGAGACACAACCCAGACAUGUUACAGCUGGAGCUCAACGGAUAUGAUGCUCAGAGAGGGAAUUUCCUCAUGUCCAACAACGGGCAUUCGGUUCAAAUUGACCUGCCUCCCACUAUGAUAAUCACCAAAGGCCUCCCAGGAAAAUACACAGCUGUGCAGAUGCACCUGCACUGGGGCGGCUGGGAUCUGGAGGCCAGCGGAGCGGAGCACACUUUAGACGGCAUCCGUUACAUGGCAGAGCUCCAUGUUGUCCAUUACAAUUCUGACAAGUACAAGAGCUUUACUGAAGCCAGAGAUAAGCCAGACGGGCUGGCAGUACUCGCCUUUUUCUAUGAUGAUGGACAUUUUGAGAACACCUACUACAGUGACUUCAUCUCCAACCUGGCCAGAAUCAAGUAUGCAGGUCAGACCAUGAACAUAACGAGCAUCGAUGUGCGCUCCAUGCUCCCAGAGAACCUCAACCAUUUCUUCAGAUACCAGGGCUCCCUCACCACUCCACCCUGCUACGAGAGCAUCCUCUGGACUGUGUUUGAUACCCCCAUCACUCUCUCACAUAACCAGAUCAGGAAACUGGAGAGUACUCUGAUGGACAUUCACAACAAGACCAUAUGGAACGACUACCGCAUUGCUCAGCCUCUGAACGACCGUGUGGUGGAAUCUUCUUUCCUGCCACGCCUCGGGAAAGGAACAUUUUGUCGGCAAGAUGAAAUUGAAUCCAAGCUCCUGAAGAUCGAGGGUCUGAUAACGUCUCUUGGAAAGCAUAUGCAUUCAGGUGGACCUUCCAACUCAAGGCCUACCAAAUAUGAACCUCGCGCUCUGUUUCCUCUGGUGCUCAACUUCCAGGAGAAAAAUUCUGGUAGUUAUGCUUUGGCCCGUCUCAGCCAUCCCAUGGACCUGACCUCCUUCACUGUCUGCAUGCACGUCCUUCCUCAGGCUGAGGGGGUCCACACUGUCAUCUCCUACUCCAGCAACGGCAACGACAAUGAGCUGAUGAUCUCCAUCGGUGAAGAAAGAGAUGCAAGAGAGGUGGGCCUCUGGAUUGGCAAUGAGUUUGUCAACCUGCCGCACAACUUCAAGUCCCACGACUGGGCCAACUACUGCAUCACCUGGUCGUCCCACACCGGCGGCGCAGAGCUGUGGAUCAAUGGCAUGGUGGGUGAGCAGCGGUACCUGAGAAGCGGUUACACAGUCAGCCCUGGUGGUGUGUUCAUCCUGGGCAAAGACCAGGAUGGAUUACUGGGCAUCUCUAACGCAGACGCCUUUGUGGGUAAGAUGACUGAUGUCAAUGUGUGGGACUAUGUGCUGACUACAGCAGAUAUCCGGGACCAGAUGUCAUGUGAGAAGAACAGCACCCCGGUGGGAAAUGUGCUCAGCUGGGGAACCACUCAACUUAGUCUGUUUGGAGGGGUGCAGCUGGACAGUCAGUACAGAUGCUCCUGAAGAGGCUCAGCUGCUUCUGUUUGCAAGAGCUUUAAUGGCCAACUGAUAGCUUCAAUGAUUCCCUUGCCUUGAGAAGUGCUUCUAAAUCUGGUCAUCAGCUGAUUUAUAAGCUCUCGGUUUUGAGCAGGUCAUUGAUGUGGUGUUAUUUCAGUGCUAAUAAGAUUAAAACAUAAUGCCACAAUAAACCAAAACAUCACUGCUAAUGCUGGGGAUUUGAAAUGUGUAUGGCAUACGUAAUGAUGGAUAAAAUGUUUUUCAGGCACUUGUAAGUCAAUAUUUAAUGCAAACUGUAUCUUAUAGCUCCAGCCAUGUAUUGUAUUCAUAUCUUUGCAUCAUCAAUAAAAGCUUACAAGUGA
Messenger RNA from Siniperca chuatsi (mandarin fish), 2044 nucleotides. It is a transcript of the gene ca6, whose product is annotated as carbonic anhydrase VI. Bases 69 to 1688 code for a protein of 539 amino acids. NCBI's taxonomy places the organism in Eukaryota, Metazoa, Chordata, Actinopteri, Centrarchiformes, Sinipercidae. The record is from RefSeq and is a predicted model, not a curated record. The transcript is spliced from 10 exons. Gene Ontology annotation, molecular function: zinc ion binding; carbonate dehydratase activity.